Phytomonas sp. Hart1 is the source of this 1393-nucleotide messenger RNA. NCBI's taxonomy places the organism in Eukaryota, Euglenozoa, Kinetoplastea, Trypanosomatida, Trypanosomatidae. The record is from the annotation of a GenBank genome assembly.
GCUUGGAGGUAGAAAAAAGCAGUUGAUGAAUUAAGCCUUUCGGUGAGGGAAAUUGAUGAUAUCGAUGCGCUUUUGGAUUUUACUACAGGGUUGAAGAACGGUUUUUGUGAUUAAUUCUCAUGAAUUAAAUUCUUCAUAUUGACUCACUAAUAAUGAUGUGAAGAUAAUAGAAAGUAACCGAUAGUAUCAGCUUUAGAUGACACUAACUCGUAGUGAGUUAUUCAGCUGAAAUAAAAAUCCGGUGUGCACAUUAUCUACACCUAUAUUUAUAUUUAACAAGCGGAGAGCCUCGAUCUCAUAUGGACACUAUGCUCUUUUGGCUUGUGUUGUGUGUGUGUGUGCGUUAACACGAAUGCUUCCACCAUAUUUUUUCCACCUUUUCCUUGCUUAUUUCAGGAUUAGAUGACCUCAGAGAGUAAUCACCCCUCCCGUCUUCUUUUCAUUUAAUUCUCUAGUAAGUAUUUUAUAUACUUAAAUAUUUAUUUGUUUAAAGUUUUUUUUAAUUAUUAACACGCGAUUCCAACACCGACCCUUUUCCCCUUGAACGUGUCAUUUUUCUUGUUUCAGGGAUUAAUUUGGAAGCUUAUAGGUGUGUGGCCGUUUUGUUUUUAUAAUAAAAAGCUUCAGUUUGCGCUUUGGAUUUUCCCUUACGCAUUCCAAGUAAAUGGAUGAGUUUUCGGUAGAUAUUCAGGGUUACGACAUAGAGGCAGAUGAGGAAUACUCCUCGUGGAUUACUUGGUUUUGCGAGCUCAAGGGAAAUGAGUUCUUUUGCGUGGUUGAUCGCGAAUUUAUAACUGAUGAAUUCAACCUGACCGGCUUGUCAACGAUGGUGUCGUUUUACAACUAUGCCUUGGAUAUUAUUUUGGAUAUGGAGAUGUUGAGCAAUACGCAGCUAGCGGAAGAGCAGCGACGGUUGGUAGAAAGCUCUGCGGAGACCUUGUAUGGGCUCAUUCACGCCCGCUUCAUUACCACCAACCGAGGACUGAAAUUGAUGGAGGAAAAAUUUGUGCAGUGUGAGUUUGGCGUCUGCCCACGGGUUUUUUGCAGCGGUCAGCCGCUCCUGCCGGUCGGGCAAAGCGAUAUUGUGCGGGAAAGUUCUGUCAAACUUUUUUGUCCAAAAUGUCAGGAUAUUUACUACCCUCGAUCGAAUCGCCACCGGACGCUGGAUGGGGCUUUUUGGGGGACCACGUUUGCGCACCUGUUGUUAAUGCAAAUGCGUGAAAAUGCCCUCAAUAUCAGCAAACCAACGCAGAAGUAUAUCCCGCGGAUCUAUGGCUUUCGCAUCCGAAAGCAGGAAUCGGAGACCGAGGAAAUAAAAGAGCAUAAACCGCGGACCAUAGAAAAGACAGAUGAGCUUCCAUCCAUCCUAACUGGCGGCGGCGGAAAUUUCUAA